CAGGAAAUAAAACUAUUCACUGCUAUUUAAUACAAAAAGCCUAAUCUUUCAGCAAAUAUUAACAGCUCUUUAUGUUUUAUUUCUGCUUUUCUCAUUUCCUCUACCGACAAGAGGGUAUCGAAAGUGACAGCUGGUAAGAAAUUUCGCAUCCAAUCAAAUGAUCCGUAACAAAUAUUUUGCAUAAUAAGGUCGAGGUAUUUGGGAACGACGACUGGCGGCUUGAUCAAAGAAGUGUUUCCCCUUUUUGUACCGUUAUUUGAAAGAUCCAAGAUGUCUGAUGAUACAGAACAGUUGGAACCACAGUCAGCAAGACCCGAAGAAGCAGAAGAAGCACAGUCUAGUAAACCAACAUUUAACCAUCAAUAUGAAGAAAUACAUGGAGAUACGACGCCUGACCAAUCAGAGAACAGUUUAUCCUGUCUUGUACCAAAACGCUACAUUGUUGCCUUUAUGGCUUUCUUAGGUUUUGCUAAUACAUAUGCUUUACGAGUGAAUUUGAGCGUAGCUAUUGUUGCCAUGACUAAUAAUAAAACAAUUCAUAUUAAUAACACUUAUACAGUCGUAAAGCCGCCUGAUUAUGAUUGGGAUUUAGAAUUACAAGGACAUAUUCUAUCUUCAUUCUUCUGGGGUUAUAUUAUUACACAAUUACCUGGAGGAUUUUUAGCCAAUCAUUAUGGAGGUAAAUAUUUUUUUGGAGGAGGAAUAUUUAUUACAGCUGUAUUAGCAUUAUUGACACCAUUAUUUGUAACAUGGAGUGUAUAUUUACUGAUAUCUGUUAGAGUACUACAAGGUUUUUGUGAGGGAGUAACCUAUCCAGCUAUACAUGCUAUAUGGUCAAAAUGGGCUCCACCACAGGAAAAGACUAAAUUGGCAUUAUUUGCAUUUUCAGGUUCAUAUAUAGGAACAGUAGUAGCAUUACCAAUAUCAGGUGCUUUAGGUAGAAGUGCAGCAGGAUGGCCUUCCAUUUUCUAUGUAUUUGGAAGUCUUGCUGUUCUAUGGUUUAUGGUUUGGUGUAUUAUAAUAACAGAAAGUCCAGCUAAACAUCAGAGUAUAACUAAUGCUGAAUUAGAAUAUAUUCAACAAAAUAUAGGUUAUACUGAUGAACAAACCAAGAGAAUCCACCCACCAUGGUCGCAACUUCUGACAUCACUUCCUGUUUGGGCGCUGGUUGCAGCCCAUUUUGCUGAGAAUUGGGGGUUUUACACCUGGUUAGCUGAACUUCCGACCUUCAUGAAUAAUGUUCUUAGAUUCAAUAUUGAAAGUAGUGGUUUCCUCUCAGCAUUACCAUAUUUAGUUAUGGGUUUUGUAGUUAUAUUUUGUGGACAACUAGCAGACAUGUUAAGAAAUACUUUUGGUGUUUCAACAACCAUAGUUAGAAAGCUCUUCACAUGUGGAGCAUUUGCCAUCCAGGCAGUGUUUAUGAUAACUGCUGGUUAUCUGUUGACUCCUGUAGCUGCUAUAACAUGUCUAACAAUAGCUGUAGGUUUAGGUGGAUUCGCCUGGGCUGGAAUAGGCGUCAACCAUCUUGAUAUAGCACCACAGUAUGCUAGUAUAUUGAUGGGAUUAUCUAAUACAUUCGCUACACUACCAGGAAUAGUCAGUCCUAGUCUAACAGGUGUUAUAGUUCAAGAGGGAGGAACAGACAAAUGGAGGAUAGUAUUUUAUCUAGCUGCCAGUAUAUAUGGUUUAGGCGGUGUAAUAUUUGGAGUCUUCGGUUCUGGAGACCGGCAAAAAUGGGCGGAGAUACCUCUUGGCUAUCAACCUCAUCUCGAUGACCCUGAGCGUGACUAGAUUAUUUUUGAGGAUAUAUGGAAAGGUUUUCAAGUUGUUCGUAAUAGGUUUACAUUAUUUUAAGGAUGAAUUUGUGAUAAACAACCUUGAAUACAACGUUGAUGGUAUUUCACUUGUACUCUAAUAUUCAUGUCUUUUGACUGCUGUUGAUUUUUGUGUCUAGAAACUGUAGAAAAUCCACAGAUAAAUCAACUUUUCAUUUCAUAUUCUUUCUCCCUUUAACUCAGUUGUUACCAAUACAUGGUCCAUGUAUUUGAAUACUCAGUCUAAUUCAAGUUAGAUUGUAUUUAAGUUUCUUUUUAUAUUUGUUUGUUUGUAUUUGCACUACAAUAAGGUGUAACAACAUCUUUAACUAGAACUGCGAAGCAGUAAUGACGGGUUUCACCGGUGCCACGUUACCCUUGAACUUAUGUCACUUCCGGUACCAAUGAAACCGUUAAACAGGUUUCCACAUAAGCAUUGCACACAUGAAAUAAAAUGGACGCAGAAACAACCAA
Patella vulgata (common limpet) is the source of this 2288-nucleotide messenger RNA. Its product is annotated as vesicular glutamate transporter 1. Gene Ontology annotation, cellular component: plasma membrane. The transcript is spliced from 12 exons. The record is from RefSeq and is a predicted model, not a curated record. Gene Ontology annotation, molecular function: transmembrane transporter activity. The coding region runs from base 271 to 1791 and encodes 506 amino acids. NCBI's taxonomy places the organism in Eukaryota, Metazoa, Mollusca, Gastropoda, Patellidae. Gene Ontology annotation, biological process: monoatomic anion transport; transmembrane transport.